Messenger RNA from Bactrocera dorsalis (oriental fruit fly), 1686 nucleotides. It is a transcript of the gene Gr39b, whose product is annotated as putative gustatory receptor 39b. Gene Ontology annotation, biological process: sensory perception of taste. The record is from RefSeq and is a predicted model, not a curated record. Lineage: Eukaryota; Metazoa; Arthropoda; Insecta; Diptera; Tephritidae. Gene Ontology annotation, cellular component: axon; membrane; neuronal cell body. The transcript has 3 exons. The coding region runs from base 114 to 1268 and encodes 384 amino acids.
CAAAUAAGGAUACGUAUGCAAAUGUAGGUAAAUGGAAACCUUGAACUAUUCGAUAGCCAAGCUCACAUGUGCAUUGUGCGGACGCGUUAGCUGGUCUACAUGCCUCCGGCAACAUGUUGCAUGAGUGGCAGCCGAUAUUGAAGUGGUUGGCCAUUGUUGGAUUGGUGCCAUUUGCCAACAACGGCAAACGUGAACUCCAGCAAUGGCAACGCAUCUACACAUUCGUCAUGCUGGCAGCGAAUUGGAUUCUAACUGCCUAUGGGAUCUUCGAACAGCCAAUGGAUGACGAAGUGCUGGUAUCCAAUUAUGUCAGCGUUAUGGUUUUUCUCAGUCAAAGUAUAUCGCUAAGUGUCUGCCUGCUCGAGGGAAUGUGCACCUAUCGUCGACAUUUUGCAUUCUUGCAACAAUCGCAGCGUAUUGUGUGGCUGUUUCAGCAGCGCCUACAAACUGGGCUGUGUCGUUGGAGUUUGCGGCGUCGCCAACGUUUCAAAUAUAUCUGCUACUCAUGUGUCGCCUAUGGCAGUUUGUCCAUAUCGAUGGUGGUCAUUUCGAUCAAAUACUAUUACGGUUACUUUUGGUAUGCGUUGGGCUGUAUUCUGGUGUUGCGUACCCGCUGCCUGUUGGCCAUUAUCUAUAUGGAUUAUAUCGAUUUUUAUAUGACACAUUUGAAUAUGAAGCUGCGUUCGGUGGUCAAUUCUCGUAUGCGCAAGCCGCGCUUGUGUUUGGAUGUCAAUUACAGAAUGUUGGAAUCUUUCGAUUAUUUGUUGCAGUUGAAAUUGGUGUAUAGUGAGAUAUAUAAAUUAACAGCUAUGUUCGAUGACUUAUUUGGUUGGUCGCUAUGUGCCUUACUAACGGUUAUUUUUCUGGAUAUUACCGUUAAUUCAUAUUGGACGUUUCUAACAUUAUCGCGUGUUUUCGAAUUCUAUUUCCUAUACUUAACCAUGUCAACGGCAUUUCCACUGGCAACCGUUAUAAGCUUUGCAUGCUAUGCUGGGGAGAACUGCAAGCAGCAGGGUAUGACCACCGGCAUCUUGGUACAGCGGUUAUUAAACAGCAGAUACAAAUAUACAAAUACAAAAACCUACAAUGAUUUGUUAUUCGAAUUUGCUAUGCAAAUAAAGCAAGAUCCAAUGGUAAUAGUGCUUAAAGAGUUUGUGGUUGUGGAUUUGCGAUUACUAAUGAAGAUUUUCACAGCAAUAGUAACAUAUUUGGUAAUACUAUUACAAUUUCGAUGGACAUAUCCUGAGGACUACGGAGAUGUGAACUGAGGCAUUUUUGAAGAAACGAAAUAAAUUAAAAAUUAUUUGGAACUAUAAUGUGCAUAUACAUAUGUCCAUAUGUACAUAUAUAUAAUAUAUACUACAUGUAUAAGAGUCUUUGGAAUCAAUUAGAUAAUACUAAAAAUGUUAAAUUUAAGGAAAUGUAAUGAAAUUGCGUGCAUGUCUAUGGAAAUAAUGAACACAGCGUUAAGAUUUCGUUCUAGUGAGCAAUACUUAAAGAAUUCCUGUCUACAUACGUACAUAUCUGCAUACCGAAUAUAUUUAUCUACAAAUAUAUUAUUUGAUUGCAAGCACAUACAUGAGUGUUUUUAUGAAUGAAUUAUUCAGGUCUUUACGGCAAAGGGGGCUCGGCUCUUCUCACAAGAAGUGAGCGUGAAACCGGUUUGCUUGUAUAAUUAAAAUUGUA